CUUUCCUCUUUUUUCUCUUUUCAUUUCACUUCUUUCCCCUUGCUUUCUCAUCCGACUAAUUCCUCUACUUUCAAUAAAAAUAAAGAGCUAGUUGCAUCAUGUUCACUGGCAUUGUUGAGCACCUUGGCAAGGUCAUCGAUGUUGCACCCCUCGACUUUUCAGAAUCAGGUGGAAAGGGAUUCAGCAUCACAAUUGGUGAGGCUGCCGAGAUCUUGGGCGACUGCCACCUCGGUGACAGCAUUGCUGUCAAUGGCACCUGUUUAACUGUGACUGAAUUCAACGAGUCGUCAUUCAAGGUUGGUGUAGCACCCGAGACUCUUCGCAAGACCAACCUGGGUUCGCUCAAGAUUGGGGAUGCUGUCAACUUGGAGCGUGCCAUGAAUGCACACACUCGGUUUGGCGGACACAUGGUCCAGGGCCACGUCGACACCACAGUUUCGAUCGUCUCCCGUGUGGAUGACGGCAAUGCCAUCACAUUUGUCUUCCAAGUCCCAGAGGAAUACCAAGAACUUAUGAACUAUAUUGUCCCCAAGGGUUUCAUUUGUCUUGAUGGCACUUCCCUCACAGUCAUUGAUGUCGAUGAUGUCAAGAGGACCUUCUCCAUUAUGAUGAUCGCUUACACUCAGACCCGUGUGGUCAUGCCUCACAAGGCCCUGGGCGACCAGGUGAAUAUCGAAGUUGAUAUGAUGGGCAAGUAUGCCUCUAAAGCUGUCGAUUCCAUGGUCAAGAGAUAUCUCAACGGUGAGGAGGGUGAGAGCCUUGUCGCCAAGAUUAUAGAUCGUGUCCUCGCAAAGCGCGCUUCCGCGAACUAAUCAUGGAGCAAAGCAGAUGUCACUUAAUAUUAAAUCAAUUAUUGUACAUGUACAGAAGCAUCGCAUCGCACCAUCAAUUGCUUAAAAGAGAGGAAGGAGCCAUUUUGAUUAAACGAAUAUUUUUUUUAUUGCACAAAGUUGUAAUGAAACAUAUUUUUUACGACAAGAAAAUAAACAAAAUAGAUACUAAGU
Molecule: messenger RNA, 1004 nt
Organism: Lobosporangium transversale
Lineage: Eukaryota; Fungi; Mortierellomycota; Mortierellomycetes; Mortierellales; Mortierellaceae
Product: alpha subunit of riboflavin synthase
Exons: 3
Coding region: 99-812 (237 amino acids)
Biological process (GO): riboflavin biosynthetic process
Molecular function (GO): riboflavin synthase activity
Source: RefSeq, a predicted model, not a curated record